Trichechus manatus latirostris (Florida manatee) is the source of this 3582-nucleotide messenger RNA. It is a transcript of the gene TAS1R1, whose product is annotated as taste 1 receptor member 1. Gene Ontology annotation, molecular function: G protein-coupled receptor activity. The transcript is spliced from 6 exons. Gene Ontology annotation, cellular component: plasma membrane. The record is from RefSeq and is a predicted model, not a curated record. Gene Ontology annotation, biological process: G protein-coupled receptor signaling pathway; sensory perception of umami taste. The coding region runs from base 776 to 3283 and encodes 835 amino acids. NCBI's taxonomy places the organism in Eukaryota, Metazoa, Chordata, Mammalia, Sirenia, Trichechidae.
GCCCCUCGGAGGCUCCAGGCAGCCCAGGGCGUGCUCUAGGGCGCCGCCGCCUCUGCGACACCGAGCAGGGCCAGUCCCCGCGGGCUUUAUUUACAUUAUGCAAAAACUCACCCUGGCAGGUUUGAGAGAGAAAGCUAGAAACCCCGGGUCCAGCCGCGGGGGCCACCUCUCCGGAAAACCACAUUACUGCAGCCUAGUUCGUGCAGAAAAAGUCCCGGGACUGGUGUUUUAAGCAAAGCCAGAUCAUUUGCAUACCCGCUGUUUGCAUGCGUUUGUCUUCGGACUGAAGAGAGCAACCCUGGGUGCUAGGUAACUAGGCGAAACCAGGAUGAUUCACUCAAAAUUUCAGUGUCUGAAAGCUGGGGCCUAGGGGAGAAGGGGUGUCAACUCCUAGUCAUGUCUCAUUCAGUAAACUGAGGCUGGCCCAGGUGAAGAGGCUCUAGAGCCCACAGCUCCCUGACAGACGCCCUGCACCCCCUGUCGCCUGGAACAGAAAACGACAGAGCUCGCAGAGCAAGGACAAAACCACAACUGCGGGGAGAGGAAGGCCCGUGGUGCCGCCUGGUUUGCAUCGCGCCUUUGCCUUGCCCGGUUCCUGAAGGGACCGCAGGCCCGGAAGGCCAGGGCAAACACCCGGUCUCUACACCAGGUCCACGUCCCACCCCUUUCACAGGCAUGAGGUUGCUACGCAUCCAGGCAGCUGCCUGGUGUUCUAUUUAAACAGCCUGGCAUCGCAGAGGUUCCUCAGCCAUGCCAGGUGCGGGCAUUGGCCAGCAUGCUCACCCUGUCCACUCACCUGCUGGGCCUGCAGCUGUCCCUGGCCUGCUGCUGCUGGGCUUUAGCCUGUCAAGAAGUGGAGUCCUCCCCUGACUUCAGCCUCCCAGGGGAUUACAUCAUAGCAGGCUUGUUCCCUCUCCACGGCGAAAGUCCAGGGGUGAGACGCAAACCGGAGGUGACGCUAUGUGACAGGCCCAACAACUUCAGCGGCCACGGCUACCACCUCUUCCAGGCCAUGCGGCUCGCCAUUGAGCAGAUAAACAACUCCACGUCCCUGUUGCCCAACGUCACCCUGGGCUAUGAGCUUUACGACGUGUGCUCGGAGUCUGCCGUUGUGUAUGCCGUGCUGAGUGUUCUCACCCCGCGGGGGAUGCGACACAUAGAGAUCCACCAAAACCUGUCCUACUUCUCCCCCAAGGUAGUGGCAGUGAUUGGGCCUGACACCACCAGCCAUGCCGCCACUGCUGCAGCCAUGCUGAGCCCCUUCCUGGUGCCCGUGAUCAGCUACGAGGCCAGCAGCAUGAUGCUCAGUGCCAAGCGGCAGUACCCGUCUUUCUUGCGCAUGAUCCCCAGCGAUAAGAACCAGGUGAAGACCAUGGUGCUGCUGCUGCAGAGGUUUGGCUGGGUCUGGAUCUCAUUGGUGGGCAGCAAUGGCGACUAUGGACAGCUAGGGGUGCAAGAGCUAGAGGAGCAGGCCAGCCGGAAGGGCAUCUGCAUUGCCUUUAAGGGCAUCAUGCCUUAUUCAGCGCGGGCAGGUGACGAGAAGAUGCGGGGCAUGAUACACGACUUGGCCCAGGUGAGGACCACUGUUGUGGUCGUUUAUGCUGGUAGGCAGCUUGCCAAGGUGUUCUUUGAGUCUGUGGUGCUGGCCAAGCUAACUGACAAGGUGUGGGUUGCCUCUGCGGACUGGGCCAUCUCCAGCCACAUCACUGAGAUGCCGGGGAUCCGGGACAUUGGCACGGUGCUGGGUGUGGCCAUCCAGCAGAGGGUGGUCUUGGGCCUGAAGGACUUUGAAGAGGCCUAUGUCCGGGCAGACAAGGGGGUGCUCAGAUCAUGCCCCCAGGGCUCCUGGUGCAGCAGCAACCAGCUCUGCAGAAAGUGCUGGACUUUCACGCGGGACAAAAUGCCCACACUUGGUACCUUCUCCAUGAGUUCUGCCUACAGCUCCUACCGGGCUGUGUAUGCCGUGGCCUAUGGCCUCCACCAGCUCCUGGGCUGCCCCUCAGGAGCCUGUUCCGCGGGCCUUGUGUACCCCUGGCAGCUUCUACAGCAGAUCCAGAAGGACAACCUGACCUUUAACAACCAUGGGAACCUUCUUGGUGGCUAUGACAUAAUUACCUGGGACUGGAGUGGCCCAGAGUGGAGCUUCAGAGUCAUUGGCUCUUCCACAUGGUCUCCGGUUCGGCUGGACAUCAAUAAGACCAAAAUCCAGUGGCACAGAAAGAACAACCAGGUGCCCAAGUCUGUGUGCAACAAAAACUGUUCAAAAGGGUACCGGCGCAUGGUCACGGGUGUCCACCACUGUUGCUUCACUUGUGUGUCCUGUGAGGCUGGAACCUUCCUCAACGAGAGUGACCUCUACCACUGCCAGCCAUGUGGCAAGGAAGAAUGGGCACCCCAAGGAAGCCAGACCUGCUUCCCACGCACCGUGGUGUUUCUCACCUGGCAUAAUCCCAUCUCUUGGGUGCUGUUGGCAGCUAAUACGCUGCUGCUGCUGCUGCUGGGUGGGACUGCUGGCCUGUUUGCCUGGCACUUUGAUACUCCUGUGGUAAAGUCGGCAGGGGGCAGGCUGUGCUUCCUCAUGCUGGGCUCUCUGGCGGUGGGCAGCUGCAGCCUCUAUUGCUUCUUUGGGGAGCCCACACUGUCCACCUGCUUGCUGCGCUUGGCCCCCUUUGCCCUCGGGUUCACCAUCUUCCUGUCUUGCCUGACUAUCCGCUCCUUCCAGCUGGUCUUCAUCUUCAAGUUUUCUGCAAAGGUGCCCACUUUCUACCACGCCUGGGUCCAAAACCACGGUGCUGGCCUGUUUGUGGUGCUCAGCUCAAUGGCCCAGCUGCUGAUCUGUCUUUCGUGGCUUGUGGUGUGGACCCCGCUGCCCACCAGGGAAUACGAGCAUUUUCCCCAGCUGGUGGUGCUUGAGUGCACCCAGGCCAACUCACUGGGCUUCAUACUGUCUUUCGCCUACAAUGGCCUCCUCUCUGUCAGCGCCUUUGCAUGCAGCUACCUGGGCAAGGACCUGCCAGAGAACUACAACGAGGCCAAGUGCGUCACCUUCAGCCUGCUCCUCAACUUUGUGUCAUGGAUCACCUUCUUCACCACGGCCAGCGUCUACCAGGGCAGGUACCUGCCCAUUGUCAACGUGCUGGCUGUGCUGAGCAGCCUGUGUGGAGGCUUCAGUGGCUAUUUCCUCCCCAAGUGCUAUGUGAUCCUUCGCCGCCCAGAUCUUAACAGCACAGAGCACUUCCAGGCCUCCAUCCAGGACUACACGAGGCGCUGGGGCUCCACCUGACUGCCUGGGCAGCACUAAAAGCCUCCCCAGCUGGAGGGGCCUGGGUCCCUAGGAGGCUUUUGGGCUCAGCCUGUGGGAACACCCCAGCCCAGGCCCCAGGCUGCCAAUUGAGAAGAGAGAGAGAUGUUUGACAACGUGAGCUGGUGUAAAUUGCUGCAAUUUGAUGGCUUUCUCUGGACUGGACUUUGCUUAUGGAUGCUCAAAGUUCCAACCAAAACAAAAGAUUCUUCAGAUCAGGAAACAUGCUUGUGGAAAUUGUCAAAUGGGAACCUAACUUGCUGUGUAAACUUUCACCAAAA